AGCGGGUUGUGCACUCAGGCACAAGUAGCCGUCCACAGUGGACCUCGUCAUCAUUCACUAGGAGUAGGGAAAGCAGCAGAGCAACAAACAGCCAACAUGCCAGCUGAUUUGAACGGCUAUUGGAAAAUGAUUUCCAAUGAUAACUUUGAGGAGUAUCUGAAGGCUCUUGAAGUAAACAUUGCCAUCAGGAAAAUCGCCACCUUGUUGAAGCCUGACAAGGACAUUGUCCACGAUGGGGACCACAUAAUCAUCAAAACCCUCAGCACCUUCAAAAACUACAACAUGGACUUCUAUGUGGGCAAAGAGUUUGAGGAGGAUCUGUCUGGAGUGGAUGACAGGAAAUGCAUGACCACCAUCAGCUGGGAGGGAGACAAGCUGGUGUGUGUGCAGAAGGGAGAGAUCGGAGGAAGAGGCUGGACCCACUGGGUGGACGGAGAUGAGCUUCAUCUGGAGCUGAGAGCUGCAGGAGCUGUUUGCAAGCAGGUCUUCAAGAAGACCUAAGCUGGCUCUUAUUGGACGAGACGGUGUCCCCCGGCUGACGUCGGCUUACAGAGACGCCCAACUCCCAUGCCUCUGACGUAGCAUCCAACUUUCCCUUUGGUCAUUUGUACAUCUCUCCAUGUGUCCAUCUACCCAUGUGAUUUCCGUUAUGACUAUCAUUUUCAUCAAUACUGUUGCCAAAGCCAAUUCAAAGGGGCGGGGCAGUGUCUAUCAUGUAACAUCACAAAAUGCAAUAAUGUAAAUAUGUCUCAGGGCAAGUGCUCUUUUAAUUACCAAGUUUAGAUGUGUUGGACACAUGCAUACCGCUACUGUAGGUGUAGCUGAUCUGACAGUUGAGCCAGAUUGAUGAAGUAACGGAAGACAGUGAAGAGAAGAGAGCAGUGGGUUCAUUUAGUUCUUUGAAUCAUUGCUGUGGAUGGAAAACGAUGAAAAUCUGUGUGUGUGUGUGUGUGUGUGUGUGUGUGUGUGUGUGUGUGUGUGUGUGUGUGUGUGUGUGUGUGUGUGUGUGUGUGUGUGUGUGUGUGUGUGUGUGUGUGUGUGUGUGUGUGUGUGUGUGAGAGAGGGCUGUAAACUUCUUCGCUACGGAUGCUUAGUCUCAAGAAUGGAUAUCAAAUGUGAUGUGUGUAUUUAUCCCUCCCAAUUCGUUUGGGAACGUGGCAUUGGUAGUGAAAUGAAUCAAUCAAUAAAGUAAACCGUGCUCAACAA
Messenger RNA from Perca fluviatilis (European perch), 1206 nucleotides. It is a transcript of the gene rbp1.1, whose product is annotated as retinol binding protein 1, cellular, tandem duplicate 1. Bases 97 to 501 code for a protein of 134 amino acids. The transcript is spliced from 4 exons. The record is from RefSeq and is a predicted model, not a curated record. Gene Ontology annotation, molecular function: fatty acid binding. Gene Ontology annotation, biological process: fatty acid transport. NCBI's taxonomy places the organism in Eukaryota, Metazoa, Chordata, Actinopteri, Perciformes, Percidae. Gene Ontology annotation, cellular component: nucleus; cytosol.